AUGGCCGAGGCUGAAGAGCUACGUCAAUUGACGCUUGCUGCCAUGGCUAAAUUAUCGCUCGGGUCCACGCAAUCAGACGACAUUGAUGAGAACGUUCUCGCAGCACUUCCACCUGGGACUGAAUUUGUCUCCAUCGCACCGCACGGUGUCAGUUCAUUCAACGAAACGUGGCGCAUUGAGACGACGCUUGAUGGCGUAGAGAAACUGUACUUCAUGAAGUCCCACAAGGGCGACUUAGGCCGCAGAUCUCUACAGGGCUCCUUCGAGUCCGAAAAGCUCUUUUGCGAAUAUGAGCCGGAGCACGUCCCUCGACCAAUCGCCUUUGGGAACUACAAAAGUGAUCCUGAUACUUGGUUCUUCUUAGCUGCAUUCCAUGAUAUGGUUGAGGAGCUGCCCGAAGUCGACAAGCUUGUGUCCAUUGUCGCAGAUUACCACCGGAAAAGCUUUGCAAAGUCACCUGGCGGCAAAUGGGGCUUUCAUAUGGAAACCGGAUUGCCAUUUAAAAUGAUCGAUGAGGAAGAGAUAGUCCAUGGGCAGGCCGACGAGUUGGACGAAUUGAAGAAGGACCUUUUUGAAAAAGUGAUGCCGCGACUGCUACGACCAAUGGAGACUGGGGGCCGCUCCAUUAAGCCGUGCUUGAUUCACACCGACCUAUGGCCCGGCAAUAUACUCCCAGACGUGGAUACGGACAGACUGAUGCUGUAUGAUUCCCGUGCUAUGUGGGGUCAUAACGAAUGCGACUUGGGUACAUGGAGGGCCGCCCGAUUCCGCUUGGGCACGCCAUAUGUAACCGAGUACCAAAGGAAAAUGAGCAUGUCAGAGCCACAGGAAGACUGGUCGGAUCGACACGCACUUUAUGCGCUGAGAUACAAAAUUCUUAAUGCUGUCCUUUUCCCCGGCGAGGAGAGACUUCGAAGGGUCUUCAUGGAUGAGAUGCGGCGUCUGAUUCAGAAGUAUCCUAACGGGCUGGAUGACUUCCAGGAAGAGAGCGAUAUGAAAGUGAGGAAGUCAGCAACAGCUAUCGUGCCUCGCCAAGCUGCUCUUCAGGAGUCGACUGGCAACGUCCAGUGA
Messenger RNA from Endocarpon pusillum Z07020, 1071 nucleotides. RefSeq lists its product as uncharacterized. Bases 1 to 1071 code for a protein of 356 amino acids. NCBI's taxonomy places the organism in Eukaryota, Fungi, Ascomycota, Eurotiomycetes, Verrucariales, Verrucariaceae. The transcript has 6 exons. The record is from RefSeq and is a predicted model, not a curated record.